AGCUCACUACUCCGGAAUCAACUCGACCCGCGCCUAGGAGGACGACUGCAAAACCCGGACAGAUUUAGGAAGACGCAUCACGAUGGCUUAUUCCGUGGUGGACUUGAUAGAUCUACCACGUGUCCCCAAUAGCUAUACAACAACAAGAAGAGCGCUCAGCGCUAUACACCGCAGAGGACGGGGUUUUCAUCCGAACGCUGCAUGGCAGCAAACGGUUUCUCCUUGUAAACUAGCCUAGAUAGAACAGCUGCAUGGACCCUAACGGGAGCUACACCAGCGUAAUAGAAUUUAAUAAUAAUAAUAAUAUAU
Molecule: messenger RNA, 309 nt
Organism: Mytilinidion resinicola
Lineage: Eukaryota; Fungi; Ascomycota; Dothideomycetes; Mytilinidiales; Mytilinidiaceae
Exons: 1
Coding region: 83-238 (51 amino acids)
Source: RefSeq, a predicted model, not a curated record